Molecule: messenger RNA, 2746 nt
Organism: Neocloeon triangulifer
Lineage: Eukaryota; Metazoa; Arthropoda; Insecta; Ephemeroptera; Baetidae
Product: ribosome biogenesis protein BOP1 homolog
Exons: 12
Coding region: 441-2714 (757 amino acids)
Biological process (GO): maturation of LSU-rRNA from tricistronic rRNA transcript (SSU-rRNA, 5.8S rRNA, LSU-rRNA); ribosome biogenesis
Cellular component (GO): PeBoW complex; preribosome, large subunit precursor
Molecular function (GO): protein binding; ribonucleoprotein complex binding
Source: RefSeq, a predicted model, not a curated record
GUUUUUAUACGUACUUGGUAGACAGCUGAGCGGGGCAGGUCGAGGCAGACGGCGCAGCACAGGAUGCCGCCGAGACGGUGCUCAAGCUUCUCAUUGCCCUUUUCGGGCUCAAUUUUCGGCUUUUUCGCGGCCGGCUCGGCAUUUUCCUGCUCUGUCAGCGCCUCCGCAAGGCCAGCACUUGACGACGGGCUCUCCACCUCAGCCAUUUUUAAAUAAACUGCGACGUAAAAGCCCUCGGGUCACGUGACUGCGGCCCCGAGUGCUCAUUGGUUCUGAAAUACUUCCCGGGUGACCGCACAGAUGGCGCCACACGAGCGAAUAACAAAUCGAGUGGAGGGGGAUUUCGCUUCUCUAGCCCAUGUGGUGUUUUGCUUUCUUGUUUGCUUCCAGGCACGUGUUGAAGGAUUUUGGUUAAAUUCGAGUUUUGGAAGAAUUUGGAAAUGGUGAAGGCCGCGGCGAAGAGGAGAGCGGCCCAAACGGCCACGGCUAAAGAGAGACCACAGGUGGAGCUUGUGAAACCGGCGGAAAAGCUCUUCGAAAAGCAAGAGGAUGACGAAGAUUUGCUGGGCAGCAUUGCAUCGGAGGACGAUGACAGUGAGGACAGUAGUGACGAGUACCAAUUGUCCGAGGAAGACGAAGAAGGAGAAAAUAAUGAAGACGAGGGUGGCUCAGAAGAGGUUGAAGAGGAGGAGAGUGGUGAUGAGGAGGAAAGUUCAGAAGGUUCCGAUUCGGAUGCAGGACCGUCCGAGGAACGUCCGGACAAGGAAAUUGAAAAGAAUGACGAGUACGAAAGUGGAGACACAUCAGAUGAGGAGGAUUUGCGGAACACCGUCGGCAAAAUCCCAAUGCACUGGUAUGACGAAUACCCUCUGCUGGGGUAUGAUUGGGAUGGAAAGCCCAUUAUGAAGCCCGAAAGGAGGGAUGAACUGGACAGUUUCCUCAAGAGAAUGGAAGAUCCCAAUUUCUGGAGGACAAUUAGAGACCCUAGCACAGGGCAAGACGUGGUUCUGAGUGGAAAGGACCUGAACCUGGUGAGACGCCUGCAGGAGAGCAGGAUUCCAAACCCGGAACACGAAGAAUAUAAACCCUGGAUCGAGUGGUUCUCAAGCAAAGUGCUGACAACUGCGCUUCGGCCAAUCCCUGAAAGUAAAAAAUCCUUCCUGCCAUCGAGGUCUGAGCGAGAAAAGGUUUCCAAAAUGGUGCACGCCCUGAGGAUGGGCUGGCGAGAGCCACGGGCUGUCCUUGAGGAGCGCCGUGCCAAGGAAAAGGAGGAAGGCCCAAAGUUCUACGAGAUGUGGGGUGCGGAGGGGGAGGAGGAGAAAAAGAAGAGAGGCAUCAUCGACCACAUUCCAGCGCCUAAGAGGACGCUUCCUGGGCACGCCGAGUCCUACAACCCCCCUGCCGAGUACCUCUUCACCGAAAGAGAGUUGGAGCAAUGGAACCGACAGUCGGAGACACCCUGGAAGAGGAAGGUUCACUUCAUUCCGCAGAAGUUCCCCUCACUCAGGGCAGUGCCUGCCUACCCUCGUUAUGUCAAGGAACGAUUCUUGCGCUGUCUGGAUCUCUACAUGGCACCCAGAGCUAGAAAAAAUAAGCUCACCAUUGAAGCGGAAGACCUUUUACCCGAACUGCCCGACCCGAAGGACCUGCAGCCCUUCCCAACAGCCCAAAGUCUUGUCUACACAGGCCACACAGACAUGGUUAGGACGAUCUGCCCCGACCCCAGUGGCCAGUUCUUGGUGUCAGGCUCUGACGAUUGCAGUGCCAGAGUUUGGGAGGUUUCUACUGGUCGUUGUCUGAAGAUCAUCGCUGCCGGGGCUGAAGUGACUUCGGUGUCAUGGAACCCCAGCUCCCAUUUGUCCUUGCUGGCCAUCGCAGCCGGCAAACGCCUCCUUCUCUGCAGCUCUAUGGUCGGAGAUGCGGAAAAGUUGGCUUCGACAGAUGAGCUUCUCUCUGUUCCACCUGACACGGACCCCACAGUGAUUGUUCCUGAAAGGGUGCAGACGGCUGUGAAGUGGGAACAGGCGGAGGGCGCAGACUGGGACGCAGGUCAGCGGGUGGUUGUGACCCACUUCAAGGAGUUGAAGCAAGUGGUGUGGCAUGGUCGCGGCGACUACAUGGCGGUCGUGGUGUCUGAGGGCCAGAACCGCUCGGUCAUCGUUCACCAGGUGUCCAAACGCCGCUCGCAGAUUCCCUUCAAUAAAGCCAGAGGCCUUGUCCAAUGCGUCCAGUUCCACCCUGUUAGACCCCUUCUUUUCGUUGCUACUCAACGGACCAUCAGGAUCUACGACCUCGUCAAACAGCAGUUGAUCAAGAAGCUGCUCUCAAACUCAGCCUGGAUUUCGUCCAUGUCUGUCCAUCCAGGAGGAGACAAUUUAUUGGUGGGCUGUUAUGAUUGCAAGAGCAUUUGGUUUGACCUGGACCUGAGCGUCAAACCCUACCUGAACCUGCGUCUGCAUUCGGCAGCAGUCAGAAAUGUGGCUUUCCACCCCCGCUACCCCUUGUUUGCCACUGCCUCCGACGACUGCUCCCUCAUUGUCUGCCAUGCCAGAGUUUUCAACGACCUUUUGCAAAACGCGGCAGUGACGCCGGUCAAGAAGCUACAAUACCACACGAGGAAAGACGACUAUGGCGUUUUCUGCGCUGCCUUCCACCCUACACAGCCGUGGCUCUUCUCAGGGGGUGCCGACAAUACCAUUCGAUUGUACACUUAAUGCUUUAAAUAAAGAACAACUUUUUAAUUGGA